GCGGGCAGCCGGGAUAGACUGCUUCGGAGCUGCAGGUCCCAGGGCAGAGGCGAAGACCCCGGCGCUGCCCAGCCACAGCCUGGCCGCCUGAUCUCCCUCGCGCCCACUCCAGCUGCCAUCUCCCUCCCGGCAGAGGGCUGCGUGGGCGGGAAGACGCUCAGACGCCAGCUUCGGUCCCCUUUCUGUCUCUCGGUUCCUCUUGUCUCCCAAGUAAGGGUAUAAACGGCGAGGAAGGAGCGCCCCGCGGGCCACCGCGCAACCAAGUGUUGCAUGGUGAGGAAGAGCCAGGAUUUCUUACUUGCAGGAUUGACCUGGACUGCAGACAGGAGGAUGCUGCCUGAGGAAUAGCAGAUGUCUUUUCUCAUCUGCUAAGAGGUCCCCACUGCUGCCAUAGACAAGUCCUCUGGGGAAUCUCCUGAAGUGCUUAUCCAUUACACACCUGCAAUGAGCCAGGCCCUGGGCUGGGCCACAGCUUUACCCUGGUGACACUACAAGGUUCCUGGCCUCCAGGCACUCUCACGAAGUUAAAGAUGAGUGAAGAACAGUGGAUUUCCCUCACUCCAGAAGAAUUUGGACAGCUCCAGAAAUAUUCAGAAUAUUCCUCCAAGAAGAUAAAGGAUGUCUUGACUGAAUUUAAUGAGGGUGGGAGCCUCAAACAAUAUGAUCCACAUGAGCCGAUCAGCUAUGAUGUCUUCAAGCUGUUCAUGAGGGCGUACCUGGAGGUGGACCUUCCUCAGCCACUGAGCACUCACCUCUUCCUGGCCUUCAGCCAGAAACCCAGACAGGAGACCCCUGACUGCCCAAAGGAGGGAGCCAGCCGCAGCGAGGCCACUGGCCCAGAUCCUAAUACACAGAGUGCGGAUAAUGCUGCCAAAGCAGAUGAGGCCUGUGCCCCUGACACUGAAUCAAGGAUAGCCAGGAAGCAAGAACCAGCUGAAAAUCAGGUGGCUGCCACCUUCCCAGGAGCCCCUGCUGCUUCAUGCUCAGAAUCUGCCAUCGUGUACCUGAAGGAUGUUGUGUGCUACCUGUCCCUGCUGGAGACAGGAAGACCCCAGGAUAAACUAGAGUUUAUGUUCCGUCUCUAUGAUUCAGAUGAGAACGGUCUCCUGGACCAAGCGGAGAUGGAUCUCAUUGUCAACCAAAUGCUGCAUGUCGCCCAGUACCUGGAGUGGGAUCCCACAGAACUCAGGCCUAUAUUGAAAGAGAUGUUGCACACGAUGGACUAUGACCGGGAUGGAUUUGUGUCCCUACAGGAAUGGGUCCAUGGAGGGAUGACCACCAUCCCAUUGCUGGUCCUCCUGGGCAUGGAUGACUCUGGCUCCAAGGGGGAUGGGAGGCACGUCUGGACCAUGAAGCAUUUCAAGAAACCGACCUACUGCAGCUUCUGCCACAUCAUGCUGAUGGGCGUCCGGAAGCAAGGCCUGUGCUGCACUUACUGUAAAUACACUGUCCAUGAACGCUGUGUAUCCAAAAACAUUCCAGGAUGUGUCAAAACGUACUCAAAAGCCAAAAGGAGCGGCGAGGUGAUGCAGCACGCAUGGGUGGAAGGGAACUCCUCUGUCAAGUGUGACCGGUGCCAUAAAAGUAUCAAGUGCUACCAGAGUGUCACCACACGGCACUGCGUGUGGUGCCGGAUGACGUUUCACCGCAAAUGUGAAUUAUCAACGUUGUGUGAUGGUGGGGAACUCAGAGACCAUAUUUUGCUGCCCACCUCAAUAUGCCCCAUUACCCGGGACAGGCAAAGUGGGAGGUCUGAUGGCAGUGUAUCAGCCAAGGGAGAGCUUGUAAUGCAGUAUAAGAUCAUCCCCACCCCGGGUACCCACCCGCUGCUGGUCUUGGUGAACCCCAAGAGUGGAGGGAGACAAGGAGAAAGAAUUCUUCGGAAAUUCCACUACCUGCUCAACCCCAAACAAGUUUUUAGCCUAGACAACGGGGGGCCCACUCCAGGAUUGAACUUUUUCCGUGAUACUCCAGACUUCCGGGUUUUAGCCUGCGGAGGAGACGGGACAGUUGGCUGGAUUUUGGAUUGCAUUGAUAAGGCCAACUUGGCGAAGCAUCCACCAGUGGCUGUUCUGCCCCUUGGAACAGGAAAUGACCUUGCCCGUUGUCUCCGCUGGGGAGGAGGGUAUGAAGGGGGCAGCUUGACAAAAAUACUGAAGGACAUUGAGCAGAGCCCCUUGGUGAUGCUGGACCGUUGGCACCUGGAAGUCAUCCCCAGAGAGGAGGUGGAAAAUGGAGACCAGGUCCCAUACAGCAUCAUGAACAACUAUUUCUCCAUCGGUGUGGAUGCCUCCAUUGCACACAGAUUCCAUGUGAUGAGAGAGAAACACCCUGAAAAAUUCAACAGCAGGAUGAAGAACAAGCUGUGGUACUUUGAAUUUGGCACCUCGGAGACCUUUGCAGCCACCUGCAAGAAACUCCAUGACCACAUAGAAUUGGAGUGUGAUGGGGUUGGGGUGGACCUAAGCAACAUCUUCCUGGAAGGCAUUGCCAUUCUCAACAUUCCCAGCAUGUACGGAGGCACCAAUCUCUGGGGAGAAACCAAGAAGAACAGGGCUGUAAUCCGGGAAAGCAGAAAGAGCAUCACUGACCCCAAGGAACUAAAAUUCUGCGUCCAAGACCUCAGUGACCAGCUCCUUGAAGUGGUGGGGCUGGAGGGAGCCAUGGAGAUGGGACAGAUCUACACCGGCCUGAAGAGUGCGGGCAGGAGGUUGGCCCAGUGCUCCUCUGUUACCAUCAGGACCAACAAGCUGCUGCCAAUGCAAGUGGAUGGGGAGCCCUGGAUGCAGCCGUGCUGCACGAUUAAAAUUACUCACAAGAACCAAGCGCCCAUGAUGAUGGGACCUCCCCAGAAGAGCAGCUUCUUUUCAUUGAGGAGAAAGAGCCGCUCAAAAGACUAAACAGCCAAUGCCAGCUAAACCAAGAGCGCAAGCGAGAAACUGUAACUACACACUCACACACACAUUUAUGUGCACUCACACACACAUACAAACACACACACUCUUCUCCAACCAGUGGAAGCGAAGCCACCCUUCAGGAAGAAAACUUCACCUUGCUCUAUGUCCUACCUAUUUCAAUAACAGAUACACCCUAACAGAGCCAGUGCCAACAUAACACUUGGAAUGUUCUUCAGGCCCACGAGGGUGGGGUUAGCUCAUGCAGCAACUUUCACGUUCCCACAGGCCCUGAGGAGGACUUUCUGGGACUGAGGGAGAGAUCCCCCUCCUUUCCACUAUCCCUGCAAGUUUCCUUAUGGACACUUGCUAGGAGCAGGCUGCAGGUUUCCUGCCUACGGUGAGGUCGGAUGUGGCCGAGGGAAAGGGCUUCAGUUCCAGGGAACUUGCACAAAGGUCCUUCUGUACAGAGACAAACAGCCCAUGGCUCCAGGAGCAUACUCCUGGGCAGGGCUCAGCAAGCACACAUUGGUUUUGUUUCAGAGUUGUCCUUUGAGCACAACUUCUCCCUGAACUUGCUAAGGAGGCAGAAAGGCUGUGGAAAGCUGUUUCCAUUCUUGGUUCUCUGCGCUGUCAGUGGGCACUUAUUUUCCCGAAGCCUUCUCCUGGUGACUGUGUGUUUGUUUAGAGGUGGCUCCAAGAGCCCCCAGAGCUGCCUGUGCAGCGCACCUUAGAUGUGGUAUUUAUUUUCUUAGUUCUGUGAACACCUGGGAGGGAAAGCAGAGAAACUGGGAUUUAUUUUUCAAAUUGGUGUCAUAAUAUUGUGUAAAAAAGGAAGAAAAAAAAACCACCCCCAGCUUCUUUCUUUUUCAAGCCAAAGCAUGUUUCCUGUUUGAGUUCCAAGCCUUGGUGGCAGACUAUUCCUGAAGUCAGAGAUGGGAGGGAAGGAAUUUUGCUGGGAAAACCAGGAGACAAACCACCGGGCGGUUCCCUCCUGCUUCUUUGCACUUACCAUUCCCAGAGUACGACCUGAAGGACCUUCUGGUGGUCUUACAUGUGUAUAUAUCUGUAGCAUAUAUAUUUAUAUAUAAAUAUUUAUUUACUGAUGGACUUUUCCCGAUUGGAAAAAAAACAUAGGUAAUAUGGGGACAGAAAGUGGGAAAGGAAAAAGCUCCUUCCUCUCCAACUCCACCGGUUCAUUGUCAAGACACAUUGCCCCAUGGUGAUUAUAAAGUUUAAAAGAAACAGAAGUAGCUCCCUAUCAUGAAGAGCCUGAGAACACCUAUUCCGGAUCCUCUAAACAACCAUGGUAUGCUAGGCAAGAUUUACCUCCCUGUUUGUCAGAUGAUGAAACUGAGCCUCAGGGAAGUUGAGAGACUUGUCUAUGGUGGCUCAGUAUUGGGGUUUGAGAGUAGGUGCUACUAAGAAGAUAUCUAAUAGAGAAGAGCCCACACAUCUCAGAAUAGGAUCUUGAUUCCACUUGGAUCCAGUUUCCCAGGAAAAAACUAGUAAAGCAGCAUGUGCGUGGUUGGGACAAGCCCACAGAAGAAAAUGAGAGUUUCGUGAUGCUUCCUGGAGGUGCCGUGUGGCCUGAACUAGAAAGAAGUUGACCUGAGGUUGAAGACAGUAGACAGAUCGUCAGAUGGAACUCUCCACAUGUCACCUGAUCAUGGUCGGCAUAAUCUCUUAGUUGGAAAACUCCUCUGACUGCAGGGAUGACUUCAGUGGAGAGUCACAGGGAGAUCGAGUCAACUUUGCAAGGAACUGCCAGCCAGAACAGAAGGGUCUCAGCAGAGCUCAGCAGGCUUCAUUCAUUUUGCACCAGUGUUACCCUCCUUUCCCAAGGGCAAGUCUGUGCAGAGCUUCAUUGGGACUUCAUCCUUCUCUGAGAUUGCUCAAGAGGAAAAUUGGACUCACUUGACAUCACUCCACUGAGCUGCCUCUAAUCUCCUUUGAACAAGAAAGGGAACAUCAGAUUAUGUGUAUAGAUUGAGCCUAACUCUGAAGGAAGCAAUCAUUUUGGACCAUCUAGGACCAAGAUCUAGCACCACUGGCUCAACUUCACGGUGCAGAAUGUCACGCAAAGAGAAAACCAGGCUACCUGAAGAAUAUCCCUUAAUAACAGGAUCCUUGGUAAUGGGACCAACGACCUCCAGAAUGACUACAGGUACUAUCUUGGAAACUACCAGAUUCUGAAACAAAGGCAAGUUAGGGGUUGGCGGUCACCGAUUCUAAGACACAUACAGAAGCUUUUGCAUGUGUUUCAGUCUUGCUCCCCCAAGAUUGAGGCUGUUGAGACAUGGCACUCUCAACAGAUGAAAUUGAUUCUCAAAGCCUCGCAAGUCUCACAAAGGGGCCUGCAGAGACUGGCCCCUUACCUGCUCUAUCCUAGUGCACAAGACUUCCAAUGUCACUUGAGAGACAAAUUCCAAGUCCUCCUUAGUAGAGGCACAGAGUGUAACAAACUUCCGUGGAAAUGUACUUACAACUUGGCAACCUUAGUAAGUCUUGUGUUGUUUAAUCUUACCUUACAAAUCACCCUUGAAACACUGUGACUGUGGUUUCUUACUGUAGAGUACUCUCCCAUCCUGACCCUCAUGGCAACCUCUGAGGUUAGCAGAGAAAGUACUAUUAUCUCAAUCUUCAUGAGAACAAGGCUUAAUAAAUCUUACUGACUCCUUGAAGACACACAGUCAAGAGAAAACCCAGUCCCUUAUUUCUUGUUUUAUUCUGAUUCUGACCAUGCUACAGACAUGUUCUCACCUGCCCCCACACUUCUAUCCCACCAGCAAUAAAAACAAUA
Messenger RNA from Nycticebus coucang (slow loris), 5697 nucleotides. RefSeq names its product diacylglycerol kinase gamma (gene DGKG). Gene Ontology annotation, cellular component: plasma membrane. Gene Ontology annotation, biological process: intracellular signal transduction; diacylglycerol metabolic process; lipid phosphorylation. The coding region runs from base 531 to 2900 and encodes 789 amino acids. The transcript has 25 exons. The record is from RefSeq and is a predicted model, not a curated record. NCBI's taxonomy places the organism in Eukaryota, Metazoa, Chordata, Mammalia, Primates, Lorisidae. Gene Ontology annotation, molecular function: ATP-dependent diacylglycerol kinase activity; calcium ion binding.